Pristis pectinata (smalltooth sawfish) is the source of this 1056-nucleotide messenger RNA. RefSeq names its product probable G-protein coupled receptor 139. Gene Ontology annotation, cellular component: membrane. Bases 1 to 1056 code for a protein of 351 amino acids. Gene Ontology annotation, biological process: G protein-coupled receptor signaling pathway. Gene Ontology annotation, molecular function: G protein-coupled receptor activity. The transcript has 4 exons. Lineage: Eukaryota; Metazoa; Chordata; Chondrichthyes; Rhinopristiformes; Pristidae. The record is from RefSeq and is a predicted model, not a curated record.
AUGGGGAGCGUCCUGGAGUUCCUGUGUGGGACGGCGAGCGUGGUCCGCGGGAUUGGUCUGCGGGACGUGGUUUGCAGCAAUUGUGACCUCGUGAACAGUGAAGGACGCCAGGAUAACCUGAAAGUGACGAGAGCCAUUUCAAACUUGGCCAACAUACUGACGGCCGUGAUCUUGAAUCAGGGAAGGUGCGGAUUCUCCAGAGGAAUCACCCGUUACAUGGUGGCGAUGGCGAUCUCUGACCUGUUCAUGAUCAUCUUUCAUGUAUUGCUCCGAGGAAUUUAUAUUCACUAUUCCCCAAACUCCUUCCUGUCCCUCAGCGCCGUGUGCCCUACAUUUGUUUACCUGCGGAUGGCCUCCCUGGACUAUUCCGUCUGGUUAACCGUGUCCUUCACCUUCGACCGUUUUGUCAGCAUUUGCUGUCCGAAACUGAGACUCAGAUAUUGCACGGAUAGGACGGCCGCCGUGGUUAUUGUGUCCUUGCGCGCGCUGAGCUGCUUAAAGUAUGUCCCCUUUCACUUCAUGUACGAGCCGCUCUUUAUCCAGGACAAUGUGAACUGGGGCUGCCGUACGAAAGCCGCCUACUUCACCUCCAUCUGGUGGGUGGCUUUCUCCUGGAUGGGUAACUCAUCCCUCUCCUUACUUCCCUUCGCUCUAAUCCUGUUCCUGAACGGUCUGACGGUCAGGAACAUCCUGGCGGCCAGCAGGGUCCGCCGGCGUCUGAAGGGACAGGAUGGCAAGGACAGUGAGACGGAAAAUCGAAGCAAAUCCAUCGUCUUACUCUUCACUGUAUCGGGCACUGCCAUACUCCUCUGGACGACGGGAGCGGUGACUUUCAUCUGUACGCGAACCACAAUCAAUUUCGUGGGCAAUGAGCUCACAAGCCCCCCGGCCAUCGCCAAUGAGGUGGGGGUAUUGCUCAUACGUGUCAGCUCCUGCGCCAACACGUGCAUCUACGCAAUGACCCAAAGCAAGUUCAGACAGGAGUUGAAGAACGGGAUUAAAAGUAUAACACGAUUUAUUAUCAAACCCAUGAAACUAGCGCGGGAGUGCGCCUAG